AUGGCUUCUCGAAUCUCCAUUGCGCGCCUCUCGGCCCAGCGCUUCACAGCCGUGUCCAGAGUCACUCCUCGGGCAUCAACUCAGUUCCGCAACGUCAAGGGACUGUCUACACUUACGCGCAAGGCUUCAGCUCGAUCAGCUUCGGGCUUGCUGCAGGUCUCCUCGUCCGGCAUCAAUGUCUCGCGACUGAACCUUACUCCUCUUGGGGGCCACCAACUUCGCACUUAUGCCGACUCCAUCGUCAAGGUCCCCAGCAUGGCUGAAUCUAUCACAGAGGGUACCCUUAAGCAGUUCUCGAAACAGGUUGGCGAUUUUGUCGAGCGUGAUGAGGAAAUCGCGACAAUUGAAACGGACAAAAUUGAUGUUUCCGUCAAUGCCCCGGAGUCCGGUACUAUCAAGGAGUUCCUUGUGAAUGAGGAAGAUACUGUCACCGUCGGUCAGGAUCUUGUCAAACUCGAGCUUGGAGCCGCUCCCGAAGGAGGCAAGAAGGCGGAAGGCGCCGAGAAGCCUGCGGAGCCCGAGUCCAAGAAGGAGCCCGAAGCCAAGAAGGAGCCUGAAGCCAAGGAGUCUCAACCCAAGGAGGCCGAACCCAAGAAGCCUGCUCCUCCCAAGGAGGCUGAGUCCCAGAAGCCUGCUCCCCCCAAACAAGCUCCUAAGGCGGACUCCAAGCCCCAAGCCGCUGAGCAGCCAACUCUUGGUGGUCGUGAGGAACGCAGAGUCAAAAUGAACCGCAUGCGUCUGCGUAUUGCUGAGCGCUUGAAGCAGUCUCAGAACACCGCCGCUUCUCUCACCACUUUCAACGAGGUUGACAUGUCCUCAUUGAUGGAGUUCCGGAAACUCUACAAGGAUGACGUGCUCAAAAAGACCGGAGUGAAGCUGGGUUUCAUGAGCGCCUUUUCGCGUGCUUGUGUGCUCGCCAUGAAGGAUAUCCCCGCUGUCAACGCCUCUAUUGAGGGUCCCAACGGCGGUGAUACCAUUGUUUACCGCGACUACGUUGACAUCAGCGUUGCGGUUGCCACCGAGAAGGGUCUUGUGACCCCUGUUGUCCGCAACACCGAGGGCAAGGAUCUCGUUGGAAUUGAGCAGGCCAUCGCUGAUCUCGGAAAGAAGGCCCGCGAUAACAAGUUGACCAUCGAAGACAUGGCAGGUGGUACUUUCACGAUCAGCAACGGCGGUGUCUUCGGCUCGUUGAUGGGUACCCCAAUUAUCAACGCACCCCAGACAGCUGUUUUGGGUCUCCACGCCAUCAAGGACAAGCCUGUUGCUGUGAACGGCAAGGUUGAAAUUCGCCCCAUGAUGUACCUCGCUCUCACCUAUGAUCAUCGUCUUCUGGAUGGUCGUGAGGCUGUCACUUUCCUUGUCAAGGUCAAGGAGUACAUCGAGGACCCCCGGCGCAUGCUGCUCGGCUAG
Molecule: messenger RNA, 1410 nt
Organism: Penicillium bovifimosum
Lineage: Eukaryota; Fungi; Ascomycota; Eurotiomycetes; Eurotiales; Aspergillaceae
Exons: 11
Coding region: 1-1410 (469 amino acids)
Biological process (GO): tricarboxylic acid cycle
Cellular component (GO): oxoglutarate dehydrogenase complex
Molecular function (GO): dihydrolipoyllysine-residue succinyltransferase activity
Source: RefSeq, a predicted model, not a curated record